Messenger RNA from Camponotus floridanus (Florida carpenter ant), 1755 nucleotides. It is a transcript of the gene DCP2, whose product is annotated as m7GpppN-mRNA hydrolase. Gene Ontology annotation, biological process: nuclear-transcribed mRNA catabolic process, nonsense-mediated decay; deadenylation-dependent decapping of nuclear-transcribed mRNA. The record is from RefSeq and is a predicted model, not a curated record. The transcript is spliced from 6 exons. Gene Ontology annotation, cellular component: cytoplasm; P-body. Gene Ontology annotation, molecular function: RNA binding; 5'-(N(7)-methylguanosine 5'-triphospho)-[mRNA] hydrolase activity; manganese ion binding. Lineage: Eukaryota; Metazoa; Arthropoda; Insecta; Hymenoptera; Formicidae. Bases 64 to 1449 code for a protein of 461 amino acids.
UUCAGGGAUCACCCAAAAGCGGGCCAUGACACCUCUCAGUCUUCUCUCUGGUCCAUUGAAAUAAUGGAGCACACAAUUCCAUCUGACAUCCUUGACGAUCUCAGCAGUCGAUUCAUCAUUAAUGUCCCUGAGGAAGAGAGGAAGGACUUGGUGCGAAUAUGCUUUCAAAUUGAAUUGGCCCAUUGGUUUUACUUGGAUUUCUACUGCACGGAGGAGAAUCCUAAACUGAGAUCAUGUAAUAUGAAAGAAUUCGCCACUCAUAUAUUCCAGCACAUACCUUUUCUGAAGCCACAUGUGCAGCACAUUGAUGCUGUUCUCGAACAGUGGAGAGAGUAUAAGCAGAAUGUGCCAACAUUUGGAGCGAUUGUGUUAAAUGAGGACAUGACCAAGGUGCUGCUGGUGCAGAGCUACUGGGCAAAGAACAGCUGGAGUUUCCCUAAAGGAAAAGUAAACGAGGACGAGGAGCCUUUUCUUUGCGCUAUUCGAGAAGUGUUGGAGGAGACUGGUUUCGAUAUAUCUAAUCUGAUAGAUAAAAACGAAUAUAUUGAGUCCGUAAUAAAUGAUCAAGUAGUGAGACUGUAUAUCAUCUCGGGUGUGCAGAAGGAUACAAAGUUCCAGCCGAAAACGCGGAAGGAAAUAAAGAAUGUUGAAUGGUUUUCUGUGGUAGACUUGCCUAAUACAAAGAAAGAUAUGACUCCUAAGGUGAAAAUUGGCGUUGGUCCAAAUGCAUUUUUCAUGGUUGUACCAUUUGUAAAACGAAUGAAGCGGUGGAUUCAAGAGAAACAGCAACGUAUAAGAAACGCCACUAUGACUACCGUUCGAAGACAAAGGCAUAAAUCGUUGGGAGAAGUCGAGACAGUUUCGAAGAGCAAACGACAACAAACACUUUUCCAUCAUUUUUCUACUUGUCCAUCACAAAGUGAAGUUCCAGACUUUAAGAUUAGCCGUCAAUCAAACAUCUCUCCAGCUCGUAAUCGUCGCGGUAUAAGUGACAAUAAGAAGGACAUUCUGUCGAAAGCAGCUUUUAAACGCAAUCUAUUUGGAGAUCACGAAGAAAUUCAAUCGCAGGGUCUCGCUAGACACUUGAUAGACAGUCCCGCUCAAUCGUGCUCAUUUUUAAUUGAUCCUGCGAUCCAGUCGAUCAAGUACGAUUUAAAUCACAAAGCGCAAUCUUGGGAAGAAGUAAAAGAUUGUCGCAAGAAAAGCCUACCAGAAGGAAAUAUCAAGGCGUUAUUAUUUGGAGAAGCCGCACGCAAAUUGCAAAAAGAUUUUACAAUCAUCUCGCCGCUUUCUUUUGUAAAUCUGGAACACGAUGGUUCACCGUUUUUAACGAAGAAUUAUAUAGAUUAUCAAGAUGCUUUUGCUGCUGAUUUUCCCCUAGAGAGUUGGACGAACUUUAAAUUUGAUAGACAAGAAAUAAUGAAUACUCUGGAAUCGCUAUGUAUAUAAUAAUUCACGGAAAAAUGGAUUAUCAAAGUAGAAGUGUAGAUAUUAAUCUAGGAGAGCAGGAACUUUCUAUUUCUGCAGAUUAUGAGAAGUUAUUGCACGUUUAAAACGUGUCGUUAUUUCUAAUUAUCAUUCAAUAUACUCAGUUACUUCUAAUAUCGAUUUAAAUUUGAAUUAGUUUCAAUUUUUGAUCUCUAUUGUAUAUACUUUCAUUACUUUAUAUACAUACUGUAUAUAUAUUAUCUGAUCAUAAGCCUCUAUCCUGCAAGGCUGUAAGAUGAUGACAAAUACAAAUUCAUGCACUUUGAA